Molecule: messenger RNA, 3553 nt
Organism: Perca fluviatilis (European perch)
Lineage: Eukaryota; Metazoa; Chordata; Actinopteri; Perciformes; Percidae
Product: cholesteryl ester transfer protein, plasma
Exons: 17
Coding region: 197-1747 (516 amino acids)
Biological process (GO): reverse cholesterol transport; very-low-density lipoprotein particle remodeling; triglyceride transport
Cellular component (GO): high-density lipoprotein particle
Molecular function (GO): phosphatidylcholine binding; triglyceride binding; cholesterol binding
Source: RefSeq, a predicted model, not a curated record
CCUGACAGUGGAGAGAACAAGGUUAGUAACCACGGAGUCCAAAAACACUGGCUGAAAUUUCGAAAAUGAUAAUUACAUAUACAUAGGAGCAGAGCAGCUACAGCACAUGGGAUUUGGAGUCUAAAAGGGAAACCUCAAGAAGAAAUAUUACAUUUAACAAACAUAAAGUAAACUGCAACCAGUACACAGGGUAAAAAUGUCAACCAACUCACACAGAGGUGAAGUAUCCAAGUCCAAAAUGCCUCAAGAUGUUUUCUCACUGCUACUGAUCCUACUGCUGUGCCUAUCUGUGUUUGGGGCAUCCCACGCCUGCCUGCAGGACCCUGCUUCAGCAUACAGAUUCACCGGAGCUGUUUGUCGCCUCACCUACCCUGCAGCUCUUGUAUUGAAUGAGAAAACCACUAAAGUGAUUGAGGCAGCGUUUCAACAUGCCAGAUACCCCAGUAUGAAGGGAGAGAAAUCCCUGAGAUUUAUAGGCACAGUCAUGUAUGGCCUGGACAAUUUGGAGAUUCACAACCUGUCGAUUGGUCGGAGCGCAUUUCAACUACGUCCAGGUGAAGGCAUUGCUUUGGAAAUAAGCAAUGUGUCCGCAGUCUUCAGAGGGAACAUCCAGUAUGGAUACGGCAGCUGGCUUGUCAGCGUUGCACAAUCAACUGACUUUGAAAUUGAAUCUCAGAUUGAUCUUGGGAUCAACCCCAGACUUUACUGUGGAGAAGGGAAGGUAGCAGCAGACACAUCAGACUGUUAUCUUAAUUUUCACAAGCUCCGUCUGCAUCUGCAAGGCGACAAAGAACCAAACUGGCUAAAGAAGCUCUUCACUGACUUCAUCACCUUCACUGUCAAGCUGGUCAUAAAGGGACAGAUUUGUAAGGAGAUCAACAAAGUGGCAAAUAUACUGGCUGACUUCAUACAAGACACAGCAGAGCAGUUCCUCAGUGAUGGAGACAUCAGUGUGGACAUUGGUGUAACUGCCGCUCCUGUCAUCACUGCUAACUACAUUGAAUCAUACCACAAGGGGCUGACCAACUACAAUAAUGCUUCCGCUGUCAUCAAUGACUCUGCUUUCCACCCCAGGCAGCUGACGGAAAACAUGAUGCUUUACUUUUGGGUCUCAGACCAGGUCUUCAACCCCAUGCUUACUGCUGCCCACCAAGAUGGUCGUUUCCAACUCUACAUCUCUGGAGCAGAGCUAACUGAACUUUUCAAGACAAAUCUCUCUAGUGCCAUGCCUGAAUUUAUUAGAAAGUGUUUACUGGAAUCAGGUUCUCCAGAGCUAAGAGUCUGGAGUUCAUCUGUUCCCUCCCUAAACACCUCCACCUUGGGUACAACUGUUUGGGGGAAGGCCUCUGGGCAGCUCCACUGUGGGAGUCAAGGCACACCAACACUCUCCUUUCAAACGGGUGUGGCCACGGACGUCACAGUUUCCUAUGCUGACAAGAAACUUUUCCUGCAUGGUAACCCGUCAGAGAUCUUUGUAUUGCAAGCUGAGCUGCCCUUACAACAUCAACCACUGCUAGAUGAGGCUCAACUGGAGUUCAUAAGAGAAGCUGUGGAGAAGAUAGGCAUUCCCAAGGUCCUGUCUGUUCUUGAGAUUGAGCUAACCAGGCUGUUGGACAAACAGGGGACUAACCUAUUUGACAUCAUUAACCCAGAGGUGCUUCCACGGGAUGGCUUUGUGGUGAUUCAGAUGGAUUUUGGUUUCCCUCAUCACCUCCUGGUUGAGUUCCUCACGAAAACACUACAGUAAAUGAGCACCCAUAAGCAAUUUGGGCCAGAUUUGGUGUUGCUUGCAAAGAAAUUGUACCUCUCAAAAUAAUUAUCAACAUGUUAAGCCAUAUAAAACAUCCUUCUGUUGCAUACUAGUAGCACGUUUUGAUUUUUGAGUUUUAUAUUUAUACUACUGUCAAUCGAUUAAAAAAUGUAAUCAAGUUCUGCUGGGUUUGAAAGAGGGCUGAGGGGGACAACAUGACAGCGUGCAUAGAAAAGCUGUUGUCAGAGGGUCUUGGUAUGGAUAUUAAUGAUGAGUUUGAAGUCGAAAGAGCACACCGCUCUCGUGGAUCCCGUCCGAAUGAGGGUCAGCCUCCCAGGCUGAUUAUGAUAAGAUUCCUGCGCUCGUCCGCAAGAGACAAAGUGCUUAAAGUUGCGAGAGAGAAAUGUGGAGCUGAGUGGAAUGGAUGCAAGCUUUCCCGCUUUCCCUUUUCCAGGACAUGACCAAGGAGCUAGCUGAGAGGAGGAAAACUUUCACUGCAGUAAAACAUCUGCUCCAUGACAAGAAUGUGAAGUUCAGACUUGCUCGAAGGGGAAGAACCGAAAGUUUGAAGAUGCGUUGGAAGCUGUCAAAUUCAUUCAGCAGCUCAUGUGACAGACUAAUGUCUAACUGACAGCUAAUCUACGUGGUGAGUUUGAGAGUGGGGUUGGAUAAUGCUUGUGUAGCUAUCUGGGGACUUAGUGGGCGAACCGGACAACCCACGGUCCUAGGCAGAUUUUUUUUUCCCUCAAUCCUGGAGUGAUUUAAUGUGAAAUGAGUCUCCAGUUAGUUGUUGGAGACUUUCUUCUUUGUGUUUUCUCCUCUAUUGUAGAGGGAAUGUUUAUGUUGACCAGUUUGGUCAUGUAUGCUCACUUAGUUCACUAAGUACUUUUAUAUCUCAAACAUAAACAAGCUGACAUAGCAUUCAUUCAAGAAUCACAGCUCAUGGAUGAGGAGGCUAAAUUUAAAAGAGACUGGGUUGGGCAGGUUUAUUAUAGCUCCUUCUCAAGCAAGAAAAACUGAGUUCUUAUAUUGGUACAUAAAAGGUUGAACUUUUCAGUGUUGAAGGAAUUGAAGGAUACUAACAGCAGAAUUAUUUGUCUUGAAGCCAUCAUAAAUGGCAUGGAACUAACACUAACAUCUAUGCGCCUAACAAAGGAGAUCCUUCUUUUUUUCAUGAGGUUAAUACUAUACUGGGAAAUUCACAAGGACAAAUCAUUUUAGCAGGAGAUUUCAAUCAAGUCUUAGAUGGGACUCUUGAUAAAAGUAGAUUUUUAGGAACCUCAACACCUAAGGAUAGAGGUUCCAUUAACAUGCUGAUUGAGGACAAUGGUCUGAUUAAUGUAUGGCAAUUGGUUAAUCAGAGUAAACGAGAAUACACAUUCUACUCACACUGCCACAAAUCACACUCAGUAAAAGACUUUGUUUCGAUCUCUCAGAGCCUGAUUAAUGCUGUUAUUGAUAGUAAUAUUAAUGCUAUUUCCCUGUCAGAUCAUGCACCUGUUGAACUUUGUGCAAAUAUUUACUCAGAUAAUCUUAGAUGGGGCAGAUGGAGAAUGAAUAUGUCUCUAUUGCAAUAGCAAUGGUUUGGGAGGCAUCUAAAGUCUACAUUAGAGGCAAACUUAUUGCACAAACCUCCAGAAGGAAAAAAGAGCAUAUUGAUAAAAUUCAGAAAUUGGAAGCAGAAUUGCGUGACCUGGAAAAAUAUUUGGCCAACCAUUAUUCUGAAAGCUUAUUUAAAAACAUUUGCAAAUGUAAAUUUCAAAUCAUGACAUUUUUAAUAAAAAAGCUUAAAAAAAAAAAAAA